AUGUCAUCAACAAGCCUUCAUGGGUCUUCCGGUCCUGGCAAGGACAGUCCUGGAAAAAGAAAAAUCGGCUUUAUCUUUCUGAUCGUUGUGGCGGUCCUUUUGGUCGUCGGCCUGGGAUGGGCGAUGCUGAGAUCCCACUAUAUGAAACGGAGACCGCAAGACAACACACGGUUGCACAUAGCAUCACGUCGACCUCUCAAUAAGAAGGGCAUUCCAGCUUCAUUGCUAGACAGCUUUCGACUGGUCGUACAUGGCGACAAGAUGGAGCACCUAGACGCGGACGUAGAGAGCUGCACGGGGGAUACAAAGGGGUUCGAACUUGGUGUCAAGUGCUCAAUGGUGGAAGUACCUGAGGCGGUGCAUCUCCGUGAGGGCGCCGUCGGCACAAGAGACAAGAAGGACAACGAAAGAAGCACGCAGCCACGGUUUGUGCUGGAGAACAAUCAGGCUGAAUGCCCGGUAUGCAUGCAGGACUUUGUUGAGAAAGACAAUGUCCGCGUGCUUCCCUGCGAGCACCGCUUCCAUCAGACAUGCGUUGAUCGAUGGCUGUUGGAUGUCAGUGGAACGUGCCCUGUGUGCCGGAUCGACUUCAAGACAUUUACUGUCCCGCCAGCAAGUGCAGGCAACCGCGACAGAGAUGACGAGAGAGUGAAGCAAUAG
Exophiala xenobiotica is the source of this 660-nucleotide messenger RNA. RefSeq lists its product as uncharacterized. The transcript is spliced from 2 exons. The record is from RefSeq and is a predicted model, not a curated record. Bases 1 to 660 code for a protein of 219 amino acids. Lineage: Eukaryota; Fungi; Ascomycota; Eurotiomycetes; Chaetothyriales; Herpotrichiellaceae.